Molecule: messenger RNA, 1602 nt
Organism: Oncorhynchus gorbuscha (pink salmon)
Lineage: Eukaryota; Metazoa; Chordata; Actinopteri; Salmoniformes; Salmonidae
Product: troponin I, slow skeletal muscle-like
Exons: 8
Coding region: 537-1076 (179 amino acids)
Biological process (GO): muscle contraction
Cellular component (GO): troponin complex
Source: RefSeq, a predicted model, not a curated record
GGUUACUACAUGAUUCCAUGUGUGUUAUUUCAAAGUUUCAAAGUAUUCUACAAUGUAGAAAUAGUAAAAAUAAAGAAAAACCCAUGAAUGAGUAGGUGUUCUAAAACCUUUGACCGGUAGUGUACAUCUAUCUUUUAAUUCUUAUAAUAAACCGUCCGGGUACAGUGUGGUCAUUAUUCAUUUCCAAGCGACAUGGCAUUGCACAGUUAGUUAUGUGACACGAAUCAAAUUAUCUGAAGUGCUCUUGGUUGUGUUCACCAAAUAUAAUGUAUCACUUACAUAGAUUUAUUUACGCUCUCAAAUAACAUGUAGUAGAAUAUAAAGUAUCACCACUAAAACUCAAAUCAAGUUACUAUGUGUGGAAGGUCACACAUAAUAAGAAUGGUGAGGACAGAGGGUCUAUUUUGGUGAUCCACUCACAUGAGGUCCAGAAUCUAUAUAGUAACCCACUUUUCAUCCCUCCAGCCUCACAAAGACAACUAGUAACGUUACAGUAGCUUUUCUUCAUCUGAAAGGAGACACAGAGAACCACAACCAUGUCUGAAGCGCCGCCAAAACCAAAGUCGAAGAUCUCUGCAUCUCGCAGACUCUUCUUGAAGACCAAGCUGGUGAAGAAGGCCAUGGCUAUGUUGAUGGCUGAAAAGGAGCAGAAGGUGAUUGACAGAGAAAGCACACUGAGUGAACGAGUCCCAGCACUCAACCUCUCUGGGCUGUCUGUACAGGACCUGCAGACUCUUUGUAAAGAACUGCACCAGAAAAUUGAUGUUGUUGAUGAAGAGCGGUACGACAUCGCAAUGAAAGUCUCCAAAAGUGACGCAGAGAUUGAAAAUCUGACCAUGAAGAUCAUUGAGCUGAAGGGCAAGAAGCGACCUCAGCUGAAGAGGGUGAGAGUAUCAGCUGAAGCCAUGAUGGGGGCCCUGCUGGGAGCCAAGAUCAAAGAGUCUGUCGACUUCAAGGCCAACCUCAAGACUGUCAAGAAGGAAGAGGAGAAGAAAGAGGAAGUGACUGAUUGGCGUAAGAAUGUGGAUGCCAUGUCUGGCAUGGAGGGCAGAAAGAAGAUGUUCGCUGCUUCCUAAUAGCCACGGGUGGAACGAUGACAUCAUUAUGACUUCUCAGUGUUAAACUUACAUUAUGACAGUCAAGGAACAGAGUUAGUUUGCAUGGUGUUACGUAGCUACAGAGUCUCUUGCGUUGUUAUGUGUACAUACGUUUUGUGUGUGCACGCAAAUCACAUUUAUAUCAUAUGAUAAUUAUAGUCACUCAAUGGAAAAUAAUGUUUUAUCUUUAUGUAAUAUGUUAUGGAAUGUGGUUAUUAUAUACACUACCGUUUAAAAAUGUGGGGUCACGUAGAAAUGUCCUGGUUUUUGAAAGAAAAGCACAUUUUUUGUCCGUUAAAAUAACAUCAAAUUCAUCAAGAAUACAGUGUAGACAUUGUUAAUGUUGUAGAAGACCAGCAUAUGGGGGUUUCCUCUUCAUUGUUGAUGUUGAGACUGGUGUUUUGUGGGUACUAUUUAUUGAAGAUGCCAGUUGGGGACUUGUGAGGCAUCUGUUUCUCAAACUAGACACUCUAAUGUACUUGUUCUCUUGUUCAUUUGUGCACCG